AUUUUACACGACAUAUCCUCAUUUCAAACAGUUAUGUAAAUCAAAUAACGUCAUGAAAACACUCCAAGUUACAAAAAAAAUGCGAUAAGAAUUGGAAAAAUGAUGAGAGACAAUCCAUUCAGUCCAGAAGAACGCCUUACAAAAUGGACACAAUUUGCAAUUGAUCAUGGAGUUUUGGAAGAGUUACACGUGGAAGGAUCAAGAUUAAAUACAAUUAUUUAUUAUAAUCUUGAUGUUAUUGCUUUUGUUCUUAUAAUUUUUGUAGUAAUUCUUUACGUUUUCAUUUGCGUGCUCAGAUUUUUGUGUUGUAGAAAGGGAACACAAUUUGC
This is a messenger RNA of Caenorhabditis elegans, 329 nucleotides long. NCBI's taxonomy places the organism in Eukaryota, Metazoa, Nematoda, Chromadorea, Rhabditida, Rhabditidae. The record is from the annotation of a RefSeq genome assembly.